UAAAAAGUGAGAGGGCUGGGAUUGAAGCAGCAGAAGUUUAACGUUGCCGGACAGAGUCGAGGUCAGGAAUUCACACCUAUUCAAGAGUGAUUAUAUUAAACGUGCGCGUUCCGCGCGUCUUCUCCAUCGUGCGCCUCCGUCGACCUUCGCGUAAAGACCAUCAAUGAAGGAGCGCAGAUCUAUCCAGAAACUGUCCCUACAGCCCGGUAUGGAUUCGAGUCAGAGCGUCAAAUGCAAAAUCGUGGUCGUGGGAGACAGUCAAUGUGGGAAAACAGCUCUGCUCCACGUUUUUGCCAAGGACUGUUUUCCUGAGAAUUAUGUGCCCACUGUGUUUGAGAAUUACACAGCAAGUUUUGAGAUUGACAAACAGCGAAUAGAGCUCAGCCUGUGGGAUACCUCAGGCUCCCCUUAUUAUGACAACGUUAGACCUCUUUCGUAUCCCGAUUCGGACGCCGUCAUCAUAUGCUUCGACAUCAGUCGACCAGAGACUCUGGACAGCGUCUUAAAAAAAUGGAAAGGGGAGAUCCAGGAAUUUUGUCCCAACACAAAAAUGCUGCUCGUCGGAUGCAAGUCGGACCUUAGGACGGACCUGACGACUUUAGUCGAACUGUCCAAUCACAGGCAGACGCCCGUGUCAUACGAUCAGGGUUCAGCCAUGGCCAAGCAGAUAUCAGCGCCUUACAUCGAAUGCUCGGCGGUGCAGUCGGAGAACAGCGUGCGGGACAUUUUCCACAUGGCGACAUUGGCGUGCGUAAACAAGAACAACAAAAACAUCAAACGCAACAAAUCGGCACGCUCCACCAAACGCAUCUCGCACAUGCCCGUGCGACCGGACCUGGCCGCCAUGGCGACAGACCUGCGCAAGGACAAAGCGAAGAGCUGCACGGUCAUGUAAAAUAAGCUCGGUGGGGGGGACAGAUGCAUUGUGGGAAUCAGUGAGGGCGGACUGUGGAAGGUUAUCUGCUUCCAAACACAAAGCAGAAGCGGAGAGGGCGAGAAGGAGCGCCGAAUUCCCUGAAGUUCUCUCGAAUUACGGAGUUCCGGAAUAACGGUAUGGCCCCACCCACCCCUCCCUAACGUAUUCGAUCAGCAGGAGGAUGUCACCGCCCUCUCGGCCAAUGGGAGCUCUUCCGGCUCCUGGAAGUGAAGCUGCUUCCUCUGGAGGUUUCCUCCUGGAAGCUCACCGGACUUCGCCUGCAGGAAGGACUUGAGGAAGUUGAAUCACAUAACCAUUGAAUCCAGAUUUCCGCUGAGCUUCGGCGCACUGCUAUUUUUAAAACGCUCGUAGAGAAGAUGCACAUUUUUUUUGGGUUUCGUGUGGUGGUGAAGGAAAUGUUGUUUUUUAAAAUAAUGACAUUUCGACUGUCGCCUCUAUUUGGAAUGAGGAUUUGAAACGAGAGGGUAUCACUGUGGUUACGGAUCGCUUCCUCUUACGGUCCAGUUAUGGUCGGUUUCGUUCCCUAUGGAGUUUGUGUGUGCGUGGUUUUCGUUUCCUUAUGCUAAGCUCAGCUAAAACUGUCUCCAUGGAUACACCGCUGGUAUAUUUGGACCUGGCAUAACUCCUCAUAAAAACAGUUCAUUAGGAUUUCAGAAAAUAAAGAAACCAAAGAACUGGAAAAGACGUGGAUGUUUGAUGGAUGAGUAUUGUAGAAGGCUUUGGUGGAUCAAUAAAAUUUCUUCCACGGUUCUGUAAGAACACAAAUGUGACCUUUUGAGAUUCGAUCAGAUCUUCAGUCCAACAGCUGAAGCACGGCAGUAAGUUAAAGCAGCUAAUCGAAGCUAUAAAGAAUUCGAAUUUUAAUAAACUAGUCAUGCAUACUUGUGAGAAGUCAAUUAGAUGACUUUUAUAACCCAUCACUACAGACGCAGUACAGCAAAUUAGAAACUAACAGUACAGCAGAUUGCAAUAGCUGUCAGUCGAAACUAACAAAUAAUUGUGCAAACAAAUUUUCGAAACGUUUUGUGCCUUUUUUUGUAAAGUUUUUUUUUGAGCGUAAUGAAUAAAAUGCUGAAA
This is a messenger RNA of Misgurnus anguillicaudatus (oriental weatherfish), 2014 nucleotides long. RefSeq names its product Rho family GTPase 3a (gene rnd3a). Gene Ontology annotation, molecular function: GTP binding; GTPase activity. Gene Ontology annotation, biological process: small GTPase-mediated signal transduction. The record is from RefSeq and is a predicted model, not a curated record. NCBI's taxonomy places the organism in Eukaryota, Metazoa, Chordata, Actinopteri, Cypriniformes, Cobitidae.